Molecule: messenger RNA, 3527 nt
Organism: Macrobrachium nipponense
Lineage: Eukaryota; Metazoa; Arthropoda; Malacostraca; Decapoda; Palaemonidae
Product: integrator complex subunit 15-like
Exons: 9
Coding region: 173-1405 (410 amino acids)
Source: RefSeq, a predicted model, not a curated record
UUAUGCUGAGUAGUUUCCAGAUAGCUGUCAUGAAACAUUACCAAAUUGCAAGACCGUAAAGAUACGAAACAUUACUAGUUUAUGUAUGUUUACAACUUGUCUCUUGGGCUUUCAAAAUUGCCACAGAGAUUUAUAUGGACAGGUGACUUGAUCAUAAACAGACUGUACCACAAUGACGGUAGAUCUCAGUGAAUUAAAGAGAACCGAAUUUCCAGCAUGUGUGAAACAAGGGCUUCGAAAACUAGAGGAUAUUCUCCACAUGCCCAAUGUCUCCCAUCAACAGGACAUACAAUUGCAGAUCAUGGAUCACUUUAUUUUUUUCUGCCGAGAUUCUUCAUCUUCUAAGAUAAGAGCUGUGGGUCCUGUGGAGGAACUGGUGGUAGUAAGGGAGCUGGCCCAAUACCUUGGAAAAAUGGUUGAUGCUGCAUCUCGAAAUUCUCUCUUCAUUACUUUGUUUCAUCCAAGUACACAUGAUCCACGCACACAACAUAAGCUGCGGAUUUUGUCUGCCCUUGUGUCUUUAGCAAUUGCUACUCAUAAUGUUUCAGUCCUUGAUGCAACAGCUGUGUGGAUGCAGCAAGUGUGUUGCCUUAGUACAUGGAGUGGAGAGGUAUGUCGAGGGUUAGUUCAAGAUUAUUUUCAACUUACUCCAACAGCACCCCAACAUUUUGCUGGUGCAUUGAGAGCACUACCAACAAUGGCACCACUUUUUACAGCAAAUCUAAUAACAACACUUUCACAACUGUAUGCUAAAGUUGGCAGUGGCGAAGUAUGUGAACAGCCACCAGAUGCUCUCGUUAGUACAGUGGUGUGGUGGUUGCAGGGAAAUCAGGGUGCCCCUUCACAUUUAGCACUGGCACCAUUAACUAAUCCUUUACCUGGUGUAUCAUUGCCAAUGACUGCUGUGCCACCAAUUGCUCCUCUUAUGAAGUGGUGUGUUGAAUCGCCAUUCUUUGAUAAACCAACAGUCAUUUCUGCUCCUUUUGAAUCUCCUGCCAGAAGAUCAAGUUUUCCAAAGGUAAUGGAAGUUGAGGCCCUAUAUGAAAAGAACCCAGGAAAGGUACAAACUGAAUGUUCAGAUCAGUACUCAAAGCUUCACCUUUCUGUAAUUCAGACCUUACAGAGUGUUCCAUCUUUCAGAGAUCGUAUGACUCAAAAGCAGGUGUUGUGUCCAAAGCAUGUAACCAGUGUAGUUGAUGCCGUGUGUGAGAGAAUACGAACCUGUAAUGAGAAACAGAGUGAGGCAGUCAAUAUGUCCUUAGACAGAUUAGCUCAGACAAUCCUAGUUGCGCUUCAUACUGAAUGUCUGGCGGGUUCUCUAAGUGACAUGUGGGAUGCCUUACACCGUCUGCCAACCAAGAACCGCCUCAUCACCACUUUGCUUUCCACUAGAGAAGCCAGGUGACUGUGGGAGAUGCAGUGGACUAACAUCAAUAACACUUGAUAAAUAGCUGUUUUCAAAAAGCAUUAUAGCUUAUGGAAAGAAAUGUGUUUUUGGCAACUUCAGAACAGUUGGUCAGUGGCCAUAUUUUAAAUCCUGAAAGUUACCUUCAGCAAUCCAAAGAUGAAUAUCACACCACUAUUAUUAAAUAGAAUACAGAAGAGUUGAAAUGAAAUUAUUUUCCUAUCAAAUCAUGUAUAGAGUAAAACAGUUGAACAUACAUUAUGUAUUUGAUGUCUUCGGAUAGCAUGUUGGCGUGGAUAUUGUCCUCCUGACUACCAAAUGUUGCAAGGUACGAGCAGAAAAAUGCUGAAGUUGAAAACAUACACUUAUUUCAUGGAAAAACUCCCUAUGUUUCACAAAAAGAAGCUUUUGCCGCACAUACAGGUUUCAACACUGCCAUAAGUAGGUAUUCCAUAUUGCACAGUAGUUAUUUAUAUGCAGCCUUUGAAGUAUUAUUGCUGUCACUGAGUAACCAUGCCCCUGUUUUUUAUGAAGUUGACUUAUGUUUAUCCUUCUGGUCUCUUAGUGAUCCUUUUGAUAUUCUAGCUUCCUUUAAAAAUAAAUGAAAAUUAGUCUUCACUAUGUGAUACUGAGAAAAGUAGCAACAUGUCUACUUUUUUAAUAAGAAACUGUAGUAAUCUUUUUUUAAAUGGUCAGAUCUAUACCUACUCCAGGCUUCCUGCCUGUAGGCAAAAUAUAGUUUUCUUUACCAAAUGAUAAUUGAUACCAGUGCUGGCCUCGUGCCUUUUAACUCUGAAAUUUAGUUUUGAAGAUUGAGACUAGAUUGCUUUGAAAUUCCAAUAAAGUACUUGAUAAUGUACUGUAAAAUCUAUGAUUGACAAACUAGAAAACUGCGUAAACAUUAUUGUACCAUGUAUUGCAGGCAGAGUUUAAUACUUCCAGGCAUUCCAGAUUUCCAAAAGUACAGUGCUUAAAAUUGAUGGGAGGAGAUCUUGAACACCAGUUCAACUUUAAUAUGGAAAAUCAUCCAGUAUGGUGUGUAUGUGGACUGUUUGUAAGUACCUGUUUAGUUGUUUGUGAAUUGCUAUUCAAAGAAAAACUUUUCCUCCCAAAAAUAUUUUUGAUUUUACCAGGAUCCAGAAUUGAGCACACACCUGGAAGGGGAAAAAUAGUUCUCAAGUCUUACAUGGUGGGUUUAAUUUUUUCCUUUUAUAGCUAUUAGAUAUUGAAUAAUUUACUCAUUGUGAUCAUUGUUAUCAGACUCUUGAAUUCAGUAUUAAAUAAUCAGUGUAAUGGAAAGCAGUAGAAGUUUGUAAUGUCUAGUAUCAUAGUAAACUGUUCAUUUUGGAGCCUACUUUUGUAGAGUAUUGUAUUAAGGUAGUUCACGAAAUGAGUUACUUCCAUAAGUAUUGUUGACCUCUCUUUACAUUGAAAAAUUGUAAAUCUUGUCUCAUACUUGGUUAUAAAAACUUAGUUUUGUGUAGUUUGAAGGGAGCUUCAGUCUUCUGGAUAAGGAAAGUUGUAGGAAUAGAUGAUAAAUGUUAAAAAUUAAUAGAUAAAUUUAUUUGUACUAAUCUGUAAGUCUAUAUUGUAUAUUGGUGCCCUCUAUUUUUCAUCUGAAAAAAUAUGUAAAAGGUUGUAAUUCUCUGCUUAGAUUUGUUUGAACUUCAGAUCAUUGAUGGAAAUUGGGAAAUUUGUGGGGAUACAGCAUAUACAUACCUAGUUCUCAUUUUCAAGGUUUUUGUAAGGAUUAGUCUUGUUAUUUUUGGGGGGGAUAUUCACUAUAAACUACCCUUGUUAUUUUUAUAUCUAUAAAAAUUUAGUUGUUCAUAUUUCAUAACAUUGCCUGCUUAAAAUAGAAUAAUUUAUAAAAUGUGGAAUAUUAUUCUGAUUAGACCAUUGGAAUUUGCAAUGUAUGGGUUGAGCAUAGCCAAAGGGAAAGUAUGGCUUAUAGUAUGAAAAAACUUGCUAAUGAUAGGAGAAUUUUGUCAUAAAAACUAAAUUACUUUUCUCUUUAGAAAUGGGCAAGUUGUAAUAUUUUAUUUUUAUUUAGUGCUACUGUUAUGGUGAUGAUAUACUGCAUGUCUGGUAACCAACAAAUGAACUGUUCUUCAAUAAUGUU